AUGCUAGGCCUGCCUGCUGCUGGGGAACGCCACCUUCCAAACUUUGCCUGUGGGAAGAAGAACCUGCUGGCCAUUCUUGAAGGAACUGAAUCGGACAUCUCCACUCUUAUUUCAGUCAUGUCAGGCGUUACAUUGGGAAUUUUCAUCAAAUUCCGAGAAACUCCAAUUGUCAAAGCCAACAACAGGAACCUCUCCUACAUUCUCCUCAUCUCCCUCCUGCUUUCCUUCUUGUCUUCCUUCCUAUUCAUCGGCCAGCCGAGCAAAGUGACUUGCCUGUUUCGACAAACAGCCUUCAGCAUCAUCUUCUCAGUUGCCACCUCGAGUGUGUUGGCCAAAACCAUCAUUGUGGUGCUGGCCUUCCUGGCCACUAAGCCGGGGAACAAGGUGAGAAAGUGGUUGGGGAAGAGCCUUGCAGGGUCCAUUGUCAUGUCAUGUUCCAGUGUCCAGGUUGUCAUCUGCUCCAUCUGGUUGGGCUUCUCUCCACCUUUCCCUGACUCUGACAUGCACUCCCAGCCUGGACACAUCAUCCUGAAUUGCAAUGAAGGGUCUCUCACAAUGUUCUACACUGCCCUCAGUUACAUGGGCUUCCUGGCUGCCAUCUGUUUCAUGGUGGCUUUUCUGGCCAGGAACCUGCCAGGGGCCUUCAAUGAAGCCAAGCUGAUCACGUUCAGCAUGCUGGUCUUCUGUAGUGUCUGGGUGUCUUUUGCUUCCCAGCAGAUGUUGGUGACCAAGGACUUUUACAUCACAUGGCCUGUUCCCUGA
This is a messenger RNA of Varanus komodoensis (Komodo dragon), 762 nucleotides long. Its product is annotated as vomeronasal type-2 receptor 26-like. Gene Ontology annotation, cellular component: membrane. Gene Ontology annotation, biological process: G protein-coupled receptor signaling pathway. The coding region runs from base 1 to 762 and encodes 253 amino acids. Gene Ontology annotation, molecular function: G protein-coupled receptor activity. The record is from RefSeq and is a predicted model, not a curated record. The transcript is spliced from 3 exons. NCBI's taxonomy places the organism in Eukaryota, Metazoa, Chordata, Lepidosauria, Squamata, Varanidae.